UAUUUUCUAGAUUUGAGGCCAUGUCGAUUACUGAGUAAAACCAAUAGCUAAAAAGAAUAAGUUUAAACUGUGCGCCGAAAAAUUGUACAUAAUAAUAUGAAGUCUUUAUUAUAAAAAAAAAAAAUACACCAGCUAUAUCAAUAAUUCAACUUGGGUACCCUGCAAAAUAUAUUAGAUUUUAUUAGAGUUUUGGUCGCCCAUACGAAAUACGCAAGUAAGUCACUUCAAAACAGUCUGUCAACCUUAUCGAAUUGACUUCGGUCGUAAAAUAUAUUGUUCAAAUUUCAAUAGUAUACAAUUUACGUGACUACUUACACCGUCAUACAAUGAAGUCCACUGGCUUGCGACUUUUACCCGUGCUGCUAGUUAGUUCUUUGAACGUCGUUUCGGGUCAUCAAUGUUAUAAUUUGCCACCUGUGCCUAAUUUCGAUCCGGCACAAUUUUUAGGAACAUGGUACGCUCUUCAUUCGACGGAACCACAACAUCGGUGCGUAGUGUAUGAUUUAUACACACUGAAACUCAAAAACACUCGAAUUCGCGAAAACAGAGACUGUCCAGGUUGCAUGCACUGUGAAGGUUGUGUAGACUGUAAAGAUUGUGUAGCCAGUAAGAAUUGCAAGAGGAGUACGAAAUGUUUAGAGUGUAUAGAUUGUAUAAGUUGUACGGGUUGUCUACGUUGUACAGAUUGUAUAGGUCUGAUAAAUGGUGUAGAUGUAACCGGAUACAGACCACCGGGUUACGACCGUGAAGCUAAAUACAGUUUUACAGGGAAAGUGGAAGCCGAUCCAAGUUUACCGUCACAAUCGACCGUUUCUGUCACUUCUCCCAUGCCUAAUGUUGAUGGGGAAAUGAAUUGGGUUGUGUUCGCCACUGACUAUGUGACCCAUGCGGGUAUAUACGCGUGCCAAAAAACGUCGGAAGGCUACAAUCAUUCUAUAACCGUUUUGUCCAGAUCAGAGGUCCUGGAGGAAACCGUGCUACACGAUUUGAGCACAUUUGUAGUUGAACAUAUGGUUCACAGUACAGCAGAUGAUCUGCAAUUCGUUAAAAUUGACCAUGAGAACUGUGACCAUCCUUAUGAGAAAUUCGAUGUGAAUAGAAAUAUUCAGAAUGUUAUUGAUCGAAAUGAGAAAGUUUACAUUUCCAUCAAUUUUAUGGCAGACAAAGAUACCACACCAUUUGGAUGCGUUAAAAUUAGUUAAAUACUAAUCAAUUCUUAAGUUUUAUAGCAUGACCAAGUACAACUAACCCGUUACUGUUAUAAUGUUUAUUGUAAUCUGUUAAACAUUUUACCAUAAUACAAUUUACCAUUGUUCAUAAAUAUUAUUAAAUUCAUAAUCAGUGAUAAUAUACCUUAUAUUUUUUAAUAGAACUAAAAACAUGUUAAAUUCUUAGGUAUAUUUGGUUUGGUUAAGGGCCUUAGCUCAGUUUAAAUACAUUUC
Molecule: messenger RNA, 1442 nt
Organism: Adelges cooleyi (spruce gall adelgid)
Lineage: Eukaryota; Metazoa; Arthropoda; Insecta; Hemiptera; Adelgidae
Exons: 5
Coding region: 327-1202 (291 amino acids)
Source: RefSeq, a predicted model, not a curated record